Molecule: messenger RNA, 2339 nt
Organism: Gryllus bimaculatus (two-spotted cricket)
Lineage: Eukaryota; Metazoa; Arthropoda; Insecta; Orthoptera; Gryllidae
Source: the annotation of a GenBank genome assembly
GAAGAGGUAAAGUAGCGUCUGUCGGAGGCCGUCGAGGCAGAAGUAGUAGAGGGGGAGAAGGUGAGACCGGUGAAGGAGGGGUUAAGGCGCUGAGAGCCAGUUGUGUGUACGUGUACGUGUGUGUGAGUUGGUGUGAGUGCGGUGCGCGCAUCGGUGUGCAUCUGUGUGCGAGUGUGAGAUCUGGUCUGCAUGCGGGCGUUGUUGUGUAUGCUAGUUACUGUGUGGAGGAAAUAAGACAGAAUUUAGUGAUAGAUUGACAAAUGAAUGUGUUAUAAAUAUGGUGGAUCCUCAUCUUAUUGCUGUUGAUGAAAUCGAUGGCAUUUGGACGUUCAUACAAAGUAUUGAUUGGCAUGAUCCAUGGCUGAUGGGUCUAGUUCUUUUUCAUGUUACCAUUACUUUAAUGACUCUCUUGACCAGGAAUCACAGCAAUUUUCAAGUUUUACUAUUUUUCUCUUUGUUGCUUCUUGUAUACUUCUCAGAAAGCAUCAAUGAAAUUGCUGCCAACAAUUGGAGUUUGUUCUCGAACCAGCAGUACUUUGACACUAAAGGAAUGUUCAUAUCACUUGUGUUUUCCGUGCCAAUCCUGCUAAACUGCAUGAUUAUGGUGGCUAAUUGGUUAUGGCAAUCAAGUCAGCUGAUGACAAAGUUGAAAAGAGCACAGCUAAGGCAGCAGGCUCAGUACCUGCAGCGGCAACAGAGCCAGAAUCGAACAGAGGAGAAUGCCCACAGUAAGGCGGAUUGAAAGCCCUGAAAUGGCACGUUGACAAUGUUGGAUAACAUUCGACUGAGAUGAUCAAACAAGAGUGGUCGGACUAGUCAGUGCCCUCCACCAGGUGGGGCCUCCGUGCCACAUCCUGAGUGUGAGGUCCAGUGUGAGUUGCAAGUUCAUAUUCUUUUGUUGUGGUAUGGUGGUUCCCAACCUAUUGUAAUACUUUUUUUGUAUGAGAAUAGGUCUCUGUGCCUACUGCCAUAUAUCACUUGUGUGAUGUGCCAUGUACAGUAAGAGGUGAAGAGCUUGUUUUUAAAUUUGUUGAGAGUUAUCUACCUCAUGGAUGACUUCAAGCAUUGGAGUCUCAUUUCAUCGAGAAAUAAUAUGCUUUCUUUAUUAUGGUGGACAAAAUGAAUUCCACAAAACUUAGUUAUAUGAACUAAUAUUGCAGCCUUUGUCUCUGUGACUCUUCAGAAACAUACAUGGCCUAUAUGCACUUAGCAUGGAGUUACCAUUAGUACGUGCUGAUAGUGAUAGUUUAACUUGUAUUAAUGCAGGACAUAAUAAUGAGUGACAUGUUAGAAUUUAUGGGAGCUUUGUCAGUAAAUUUUGAUUCCUCUGAUGCAAAAAUAGUUGUAAUAAUAAAAUAGCAAUUAAUGCUUGAUGAAUUAAGGAUAGUGAUUAUUUAAAAUAUAUAUUACAAUAUAGGUAAGAAUACAUGACAGGAGAAGCGCUGCCUUACUGUGAUAUUAAAGAUCCCAUUUUGGAGGGGAGUCCCAGAGAUAUAGGUGUCUGAUGAAUGGCAUUCCUGAAAGAUGUGUAAUUGGCAGUGCAGCAGGACUGAUUCACGAGUUAUUUAGUGUAAAUUCACAUCAGAUAAUUGCACUUUUUCUCCUUUAUUUUUGGUUUUCCACAACUAGGUUGGGAAUUACUCUGCUAGUGUACUUAACAUGAAAAUAAGAGUGACAUUACUACUGGAAGUAACCAAAGACUGCAAUUGUUUUCAAUGUGUUUGGCCCACAACUUCUGAUGCACAGAACAGUCUAAAUGUUGCCUUAAAUUAUGACCAUAAUUUUCUUCUUUGCUUCUGCUGUUAUAUCUUAAAAAAAAAAAAAAUAGUUUUCCUUGUCUUUUUGCUUCACAUCCUUGCAUUACAAUUUACAUUUUUUUUGAGUUCUUGUUUGUAUCAUAUGGCUUACAUCUUGCAGUGAGAUCCACUGCUUAGUCUGUAGUCUGAUAUUUCUCUCAUCCUGUGAAUAUAUAUCUUUUAAUUUAUCAAGAUCCAAUCCUUUCUUCUAAUCUUUAUUCUUCUCAACUGAAUUAUUUUUUAAAAAUUCUCGGAAGUGGGAUGAACACAUAGCAUGCUUCAUGAAAAAUUUCUUUGUGGAUACAUCUGUAGUAAGAGGUUUUGUAAAUAUAUAUAUAUUAAUUUGUUAGCUUUUGCCUAGAAAUGUUUUGCAUAUACCUUAACAUUGUCUUCCUUUGUUCGUCUGUGACCUUGCAAGUAAAUAUGGAUCUCUUCUGUAUAACUGUCUGUAGCAUUGCGUGAAGCAAUAAUCCACAAGAAAGUGACUGGUUAUCAUAACUAAGUAUCCAAUGUGAUAUUAAUUGAUGAUUAUUAAUUUGUUAA